AUGGCUACAGAUAAUGAUAUUUUGGAUAUUAUAAAGGCAAUUAAACGUGAUGAAAAUGAUACCUCAGUUGAAUUUCCUUUUGAGCGAAUUUCACGUUUGCUUCUUGAUGAAAAAGGUCUUCCAGAUGCCCUGGUUGAAUGUAUUGUAAGUGCUGCCUUCGAUCCAUCACUUAUAAGGCUGAAAGGUUUUGAGUUGUUAUUUCCUGGUCUUUGGAAAUGUGCGUUUCUAAGAGCAUCAGAGGUAAACUGGAGAUCAUCGCAAGUGUUUCCUGUGUUGAAUCAAAUUGUACGGUUCAACUCUUUUGUAGACUUCGCUGACCAGUUUGCAUCUAUCCUAGUCACUUCAGUUGAAAAAGCCUCUAAAUUAUAUAUGUUCGACGCGGAUUGUAUUUCGUUUUUAGAUGCACUUUUACAGUUUGGCAUGAAACACAAUGUUGACUUGAAUGAUGCCCUUUUAAAAAGCGUCAUUAUUUGUGGUAAUGAAUUCGAUUCGUCAUGUAAGGAUGACUCACUGUGGAAUCGGUUGAUUUUAAUAAUAAAGUUGAUAAACUUAAUGAAAUCAGUCGACGUUACUAACAAUUUGUUGGAAUCGCUGAAACAACCGAUUUCAUUUUGCUUGGACUGCUUGAAGACUAAAAGAUUUUCCAGCAUGAGUAAACAGUUCUGUCUUGUCCUUCAGUUUUUGGCUGCUUUGACAACUUUGUAUCAGUCGCUUAAAUGGUUAGAAGAUUUUUGCUGUAAAUCUAAUAACGGUGAACCAUUUAUAUUAAUUGUUACCACUGUCAUCAUUGAACUGCGUCUGUAUCUGGCUUACCGACGGUCACCUAACAGAUAUAAGAGCAUUUAUAAACAACAGUCAUUUGUGGAGUUGAGUACUCGGAGUAGUACUGUACACCGCUUUCCUACAGAUAUCAUGGUUGACGUGCAUCCUUUAAUAAUUAAGCGCAAUAUAUCGGAAGCAUGUGCCGUCAUUUUUCAAUACAGCUUAAAAGAAAUAGAAAAAGGCAAUAACACUGUCGAUACGGUAGAUAAUUGUGACAAUUCUAGUGACAUCGCCUCUACUGGCUGCUUAAUUGCUUAUGCCUCAAAUGAAACAGUGAAGAAUAUGUGGUUACAAUGCGUAGAUGCUGGUGAAGAUCUACUCGACUUCUUGUUAGCUUACAGGGCUAUUGUGAAACGGGAUUACAAUUGCGACAUACGUUUCUUAUGGGAUGAUAAAGCCAAACCAAACAUAUCAAUUGAUGCACUUCUGAUAGAAGUAUACUUCAGUUGGUUGGCAGUUUACUUCACCACACGUUGUAUGCAGUGUGAAAAUGCUAGUGAGACUGCAUCUGCUUUUGAAAGACUAUUCAAUAAGUAUUUAGCUCCGAUUUCACUGAUUUUGACUUCACUCACGACACAUCACUUUAAGAAAUAUUCCAUGUUAUCUGAUCCCAAAAAUCAUUCUUCUGACGAUCUUAAGUGGAUUCAAUCAGUGGCAAACAUUUGUAGUGUAAUAAAUCAAUUAUAUACAAUAACUUCAAAUCCUAAGUUUUUCACUGGUUGGUUUCCAUGGGAUUCUGUUGACAAGCCAUUUUGUGGUGAAAUGGUUUGUAAUUGGUUGAAGAAAAUUUGGAAUGUUGAUUUUCUAAGUACUCAGAUAUGCUCAUCAAGUCCAGUUAUAGAAGUGCUUACAAACAUUCUGGAACUGAUUAAUAGUUGCAUAUUGGAUUCACAGAUAGUCAAGUCGACGGAAAAUAUUAAACAGCGUGAUUUAUUCACGUGGCUGGCAGAACCCGGCGAAUUAUUUCACUUAUUCACUGGUAGUUGGAUAUCUUUUUACGAUGUUGUUGUGAAUCAACCAAGCUUAUGCAUAGAAUAUAUUUGUACAGUUGUCAAACUGUGGAUAAUUUAUCAAAAAUGGUCCAAAGAAUUUAGUCCAGUUCUAAAUGACACAGUCAAGAAGUCAUUAUUCAAUAUUCCAGAUGACCUAUUCAUUGGUAAAAUUCUAUAUCUAUCGAGUUCUGCUUUGUCAAACUCUUCAGUCUUCUAUCAUCUUCGUCAUCUUUCACAAGUUUUCAAAGAAGCUACAGAAUACGAUGAUCGAUUUGUAAAUGCCGCCUGUGUGGUUGAAAAUUAUAUGUUUGUAUUUGAUCUGUAG
This is a messenger RNA of Trichobilharzia regenti, 2139 nucleotides long. NCBI's taxonomy places the organism in Eukaryota, Metazoa, Platyhelminthes, Trematoda, Strigeidida, Schistosomatidae. The record is from the annotation of a GenBank genome assembly.